AUGGAAUACUUGAACUUCCCGCCUCUGUUUUUGCUUUUGUGCUCGUUUGGGUCGUCACUAGCUGCUGGAGGAAUCAGCGAUCGGAGUAGUACUGACCUACGAGCUCUGCUCGAUUUCAAGUCAAAAAUUACCUCAGACCCACUAGGGUUCUUGGAUUCAUGGAACAGCUACGACGACAACAACCAGUCUUCUUCUUCUUCUUCAUCUUCUUCUCCGCUCCAUUUCUGCCAAUGGGCAGGGGUCACCUGCGACGUCAGCAAUCAAAGCAUUAUCAAGCUCGACCUCAGCUCUCAGCUCCUCCAGGGCUCGAUUUCCCCGUCCAUCGCCAAUCUCACUUACCUCCGGGGACUCUUGCUCCAAAACAACAGCUUCUACGGCGAAAUCCCCGCCGGAAUCGGAAACUUGGCAGGCCUCCAGAUUCUCAAUCUGCAAAGCAAUUCCCUCACAGGAGAAAUCCCGCGAAACAUCUCCGCCUGCUCAAACCUCAUCACCCUCAAUCUCGGCGAAAACAGGCUCGUCGGAAACAUCCCGGAUCCGGUCGUCGGUACUUCGGAGCUCAGGCAUUUGAUUCUCGAGUACAACAAUCUCACCGGCGGCGUCCCUCCAUCGCUGGGUAAUAUUUCGUCUCUAGAAGUAAUCACCGUAAACUUCAACAACCUCAGAGGAACGAUCCCCGAAACACUGGGUGGCCUCAAGAACCUGUAUUUCCUCUCAAUGGGAGGAAACUCGUUCACCGGAACAAUCCCAAUUUCCAUCUACAACAUUUCUUCCAUGAGCGUUCUGCAUUUCACGCAGAAUCAGCUCGAGGGGACGAUCCCAACAGAAUUGGGCAACCUUCUCCCAAAUCUCACCGUGUUCAACAUCGCCGAGAAUCGAUUCACCGGCGAAAUCCCUCCUUCGCUGUCCAACGCUUCAAACUUGGAGAGGUUUACAAUUGCUAUAAACAGAGUCUCUGGAACACUGCCGUCAAUGGAGAAGCUGCACAAGCUGUGGUGGCUGAGCAUUGCGGAUAACUUGCUUGGAACCGGUGAAGCCGGUGAUCUCGAUUUCCUUUCCACUUUCAGCAACCUGUCGAGCUUACAGUUGAUUUCCAUGAGUCAAAACAGAUUCGGCGGAUCGCUGCCGCAAUCGGUCGUUAAUUUUACAGAGCUUUCGAUUCUGGCGGUGGAUGGUAACAAGUUAUCCGGAAGAAUACCGGAAGGGAUUGGGAAUUUGAAGAAAUUGGAAUGGUUACAUUUGGGGAACAAUCGGCUUACGGGCUCUGUUCCUGAAGAGCUUGGCGAAUUGGGGAAUUUGAAGAAACUGUAUCUCUUCCGAAACAGAUUCACAGAGGGAAGAAUUCCUUCCUCUUUUGGGAAUCUAAGCAAGCUGACACAUCUCAGCAUGCAGAAGAGUUAUAUACAGGGGAAGAUUCCUCCAAGCUUGGGGAACUGCCGGAAUUUGCUGAAGCUGAAUCUCGAUGGAAACAAUCUCACCGGAGAGAUCCCAGGAGAGAUUCUGAGCAUUGAAUCGCUAUCUAUCUACCUGGGCUUGGCCGAUAACAGAUUCACAGGCGCCCUGCGGCGACAAGUCGGGAACUUGAAGAAUCUAGGAGCAAUGAACGUUUCGCACAACCUGUUAUCCGGCGAAAUUCCGGCGAGCCUCGGAAGCUGCAUUCGAUUGGAGGCGCUUAUGUUGGAGAGCAAUUCCUUUCAGGGAUUCAUCCCUUCGUCGCUGAAUUCUUUACAGGGGAUUCAAGUUUUGAACUUUGCUAACAACAACUUGACCGGAGAAAUCCCAGAGUUCAUCGGGAGCUUCCAGUCACUCAUAGCGCUGGACCUGUCUUUCAACAGCUUCCAUGGCAGAGUGCCGAGCGAAGGCGUGCUCGCAAACGUAACCGCAGCUUCCUUUUACGGAAACAGUCAAUUGUGCGGCGGCAUUCCGGAACUUGAACUGCCUCCCUGCAUCAGCAAUGCGAAACCAAAGAGACUUUCCACGGCAAUCAUUGUUGCUGCCAUCAUUGUUUCACUUGCUCUGUUUUUAUCUGUCCUGUUUCUGCUCUGUAUCAAGAGAAACAGAGUGGAGCAGGAUGCAGAACCUGAAUCAAGUCCUUUUCCCCAAAUGAGUUUCCACAGCCUGCGGAAAGCUACUGGAGCGUUCUCUCCUCGGAAUCUGGUCGGAUCGGGAAGUUUUGGAUGCGUCUACAAAGGCAUCGACCCAAAAGACGGGAAGAUCAUAGCAGUGAAAGUUUUGAACCUUCUUCACCCAGCAGCUGCCAAGAGCUUCAGAGCUGAAUGCGAGGUUUUGAAGGAAGUCAGACACAGAAAUCUCGUCAAGCUGCUGACAUCAUGCUCAAGUGUCGAUAAUGAAGGGAACGAAUUCAAGGCCUUAGUUUAUGAAUUCGUGGCUAACGGAAGCCUGGAUGAAUGGCUGCAUCCGCAUCACGAUCCUGAAUUCGAAGCAGAGCAAGAUUUCGAGUUCCCUCCGAGGAGGGCGAGGAAAUUGAAUUUGAUAGAGAGAUUGGAUGUGGCUAUCAAUGUCGCGAACGCAUUGGAGUAUCUUCACCAUGGCCUCAAGACUCCAGUAGUUCAUUGUGAUUUGAAGCCAAGCAAUGUUCUUAUCAAUCAUGAAAUGACUGGGCUGGUGGGCGAUUUCGGGUUGGCUCGAGUUUUCUCAGAAGCAGCAGCCAAUGCUGUUAGUUGCAGCCUGUCUAGCAGCUUUGGAGUCAGGGGAACCAUUGGCUACACAGCUCCAGAAUAUGGGAUGGGGAAUGAGAUAUCUACUAGCGGAGAUGUGUAUAGUUACGGGAUUUUGUUACUAGAGAUGUUCACAGGAAAGAGACCCACGGAUGAGAUGUUUAAGGACGGACUUAACUUACACCGUCACGGGAAGGUGGGUUCGUGGGAGGAAGCGAAAGAGAUAUUGGACGCGACUCUGGUCGAGGAGAUUGAAGAAGCAUCGGUAUCCCUCGCCACAAGCACUGCGGUUCAACAAUGUUUGGUUUCCAUACUUGGGCUCGGUGUAGCUGCUUCCGUGGAGUCGCCCAGAGAGCGGAUGAGUAUCACCGACGUUGCAGUGAAUAUGUCUGGAAUUAGGGGAAAACUUGCACAAAAGUGGGAUCGUAGAAGGAUGGGGGGGAAAAAAUAUUGGGCGAGUACUUCUCGUCGAGAAAAUUCGGAGAAACCGAUUGAUAUAUGCGAUGAGAAACACGGUAGCUCUACAGGAUGA
Linum tenue is the source of this 3207-nucleotide messenger RNA. Lineage: Eukaryota; Viridiplantae; Streptophyta; Magnoliopsida; Malpighiales; Linaceae. The record is from the annotation of a GenBank genome assembly.